Messenger RNA from Periophthalmus magnuspinnatus, 1291 nucleotides. It is a transcript of the gene rtraf, whose product is annotated as RNA transcription, translation and transport factor. Gene Ontology annotation, biological process: tRNA splicing, via endonucleolytic cleavage and ligation. The transcript has 8 exons. Gene Ontology annotation, cellular component: tRNA-splicing ligase complex. Bases 112 to 843 code for a protein of 243 amino acids. The record is from RefSeq and is a predicted model, not a curated record. Gene Ontology annotation, molecular function: RNA binding. Lineage: Eukaryota; Metazoa; Chordata; Actinopteri; Gobiiformes; Gobiidae.
GUUUACUAGACAUUACUGCGCAUGCGUAGACCACACACACAACACGGCUCUCAGUAAAAGCUUCGUCUUUAGUCACGAGUUUGACUUUAAAUCAGCGACAUAAAAGCGAUAAUGUUUCGUAGAAAACUGACAGCACUAGAUUAUCACAACCCCAGCGGAUUCGACUGUAAAGAUGAAACACAGUUCAGAAAUUGCAUAGUUUGGCUCGAGGACCAAAAAAUCCGGCACUAUAAGAUCGAGGAAAGAGGAAACCUGAGGAACAUCCCCAGCUCAGAGUGGCCUAAGGCUUAUCAGAAGUAUUUGCAGGAUUUGAACUGUCCGUUUGAAGUGCAGGAGCGUCAGGAGGCAAUGGACUGGCUACUGGGCCUGGCUGUGAGAUACGAGUAUGGAGACAACGUGGAAAAGUACAAGAACGUGCAGCCGCUCGCAUCCAGCAGCAGCAACAGCGACAAACCGGCCGACCCCUUGGUUAACCUUGACAGUAACUCCCCGGACUUUAAAGCAGGAGUCACCGCACUCGCAAACAUCCUCAAGAUUCAGAGACAUGACGACUAUUUGGUUAUGCUCAAGGCGAUACGAAUUCUGAUUCAAGACAGGCUUUCCCCGGAAGCUAUCGCCAAAGCUAGCAACAAUAAAGAGGGGAUUCCCGUAGCACUGGACAAACACGUGUUGGGAUUUGACACAGGAGAUGCGACUCUAAAUGAAGCGGCUCAGAUCCUGCGGCUGCUUCACAUCGAGGAGCUGAGAGAGCUGCAGACGAAGAUCAACGAAGCCAUCGUCGCCGUCCAGGCCAUUAUCGCCGACCCCAAAACCGACCACCGACUCGGCAAAGUGGGCAGAUGAGACCAAGUGCUGCAGACGAACCCGAAGACACGCGUUUGAUUUUUGAUUUGUUGCAGCUUCCAUUUUUGUUUGUGCCAAGUUGUUUUGCAGUUUUAAGUUUACAUCAAAGAGUCGGUGUUGAAGUGAGAGAACACAGUAGCUGUAAAUACAAGUUCAUGUCGAGUUUUCACACGUUAUUCAUACGUUUGUCAUCGUCUUUCAAGCUCCUCUUUUCCACACAUCACAAUUAAAUUCAAUUAAACUGAUGUAUCUCCAGCUGCUCUGUCCUGCCCCACAUAAGCUCUUGCUGUUUUUUUUAAAAUAAAUAUUGAAAUGAUUUUUACAUUUCAUUUGGUUUGAAUCAGAAAUGAGAAUAUUGUUGGACUGACAAAAAAAACAGACACCAACGUCAUCGAUUGGAAGUAUGUGAAGUAUGUUAUUUCCAUGUAAAUAAAAAGUACAAACCUUC